AGCCUGCAGCCCUCCUACAGCCCGACAUGGCCAAGGCAGCUGGGGUGUUCUUUGUCCUCCUCCUCCUUACUGCGCUGUGCUGCCAGAGCCUGGCCCAGAGAGCCCCAGCUGUGCCUGACAAGUGCUGCUUCAACUUUCAUACCAGAAGGAUCAAAAUGGACAACAUUGUCGCCUGCUAUGCCACCAGCCCGCAGUGCCCACACCGAGCUGUGAUCUUCAAGGUGAAGAAUGGCAAAGAGAUCUGCACCCCAGCGGACAGGAUGUGGGUGAAGAGGUACCAGCAGAGGUUCCAGGUCAGCUCCUACUCCAUCCCCAGCUAGAAGAGCCACAAGAGCAGCAUAGGGCCCUUGGAGGCAGCCUUAUCACGGAGAUGGGGAGACCAGGAGCAGUGCGAGUCCUCCCCAUCUCAGCCCUGCGCUAUGCAGAUGAGCAGCACUCACCUCCAUGUUU
Messenger RNA from Centrocercus urophasianus (Greater sage-grouse), 450 nucleotides. RefSeq names its product C-C motif chemokine 3-like. The record is from RefSeq and is a predicted model, not a curated record. Bases 27 to 320 code for a protein of 97 amino acids. Gene Ontology annotation, molecular function: chemokine activity; CCR chemokine receptor binding. Gene Ontology annotation, biological process: monocyte chemotaxis; neutrophil chemotaxis; immune response. The transcript has 3 exons. NCBI's taxonomy places the organism in Eukaryota, Metazoa, Chordata, Aves, Galliformes, Phasianidae. Gene Ontology annotation, cellular component: extracellular region.